AUGGUUUCGGAGAAUUCGAUCUAUAUCAAGCCGCACUCGCAGAUGUCACAGCACAAUAUCUCUUUAGAUUCUGAAGGAAAUUCUAUUUUACCGCAAGGACUCGCCCAAGCCCAGAAUCAUGCCCAAGGAAAGCCGCGAUUUGUCGAAUUUGCUUGUAGUGACAUAGAAGUAUUCCGCUAUGUGUUGCUGAUCACGAAGAUUGUCAUUCCGAAGCAAUUCUGGGGAAGUAAGAGGAACUUUAACAUUGUGCAACGCUGUGAGUUUUCUUUCGUGUAA
This is a messenger RNA of Pisolithus orientalis, 276 nucleotides long. RefSeq lists its product as uncharacterized. NCBI's taxonomy places the organism in Eukaryota, Fungi, Basidiomycota, Agaricomycetes, Boletales, Pisolithaceae. The coding region runs from base 1 to 276 and encodes 91 amino acids. The transcript has 2 exons. The record is from RefSeq and is a predicted model, not a curated record.